UCAAUACGAUAUUCUUAUUCUCUCUAUAUUAAUACGAUAAUAGAGUGAACACGACUUGUAUCAAUACUAUUGCAUUGGCGAGGAAAGAGAUACAGAGGGCAAGAAACUUGAAGUUGAUGAUUAUAUUUGUUAAAACUUGUUCCCACAAGAAAAAAAUAGCUUUACUUGAUAAAUGAGCUAAAAGACGCCUGACCACAUCAAGCGUGUCUAAGCAUCUAAAACAUCCAGCUAAGAGAAAAAUAAUCAAAACAACGCGAAGACGAACGCUUUGGGUAUGAACAUCACGAACAGUUAACACAAGUGAAGUAAUUCUUUGAUAGCCUCUUUGUAACCAUCGUCAAAUACACAGAUUACAGACUGGAUAAUAUGUACCCAAAGGACCGAGUAACUUCAAGAACUUACAGACGACAUCAGUUGACUGAUGCCCUUGGCGAGUACGUAUCAAUUGGAUCAAUAUUGAUAUCAAUGAGCAAAAUCAUUUGAACAUAUAGUAGUAUAAAGUCAUUAUGGCAGAAGUACUGUCCAUUGGUGUGAUAGUCUUUUUGUGUACCGCUGCUAUUACUACUGUUUUGUUGAUUAUCCUGUACUGUGUGUGCAGAUCUGAAGAUCCUUUACUUGACCAUACUUGCGUAGCUUGGCUUCAUUCACCGAGGACAGUAAGCAAAACAAAGUAUGAUGUGCUACCGUUGUACGAUAUGCAAAAUGGACAUAACGCACCUCGAGACGAUAAGCUAGGAACCAUAGAACGAUUAAGAGUAGAAGAGAAGAAAGAGAAGAAAGAGAAACCUACUAGAGGGGUUGAUGUUAAAAGGAAAGAGUUCUACGAACGCUACCCGGAGAAAUGUCCGCUAUCGAUUGACGACCCAAACUUCCACAGAAGUGAGUCAUCGGGCAGAGGAAAGGCUGUGUCCAGAGAAAAAGGAAGAGACGAUGAGCGUAGAAGAUCUCACGAGAAUCAUUCAAGAAGAAGCAAAGAACAGUGGGAACCGAAAUCCAAAAGCGUACAUGACAUUUAUGUAAAUGAACAAUAUUAUUUACAAUCACCUCCUCAAACAUCACGAUCACUCAACUUUAUAGACAAGUAUGAUGAACGAGAUGGUGGUGUGGCUUCGUCAUUGUACAUGCAUCCACCGCGCCAUGAUGAAAAAAGUCAUCAUUAUGUCCGUCCACGAUCAGUGGAAAGAAAUGAUGGAGGAAGUAACCAUUCAUAUUUACAUUCUUUGCUACCGCGUACCCUGGAAAGAGAAGGUAGGAGAGGGCGGAGAGAUAAGAGGGAAAGUCAGUCAUCUUCCCAUUAUGUGCGACCACGAUCACUGGAACCAGAACGAAAAGAGAGAUCUCAUUCAUCACAUAACGUGCGCCCAAGAUCACUGGAGAAAGAUGAGAGAGAUGGGAUAAAGAGAUCCCAUUCAUCACAUUACGUGCGCCCAAGAUCAUUGGAGAAAGACGUGAAGGAUAGCCAUGUAUCUUCAUCUCAUUACGUGUAUCCACAAUCACUCGAAGACAAGACCGACUCCCUUUACGUAAAUCAGCCUCCACCAGCAGCAAAAGAAGAGACAAGACACAAAAGCAAGCAUCCUACGCGCUCUAAGGAUGAUAUACUCCACGCCAAGGAUAACUAUUAUCAAAAUGUCUCAGCUAUAAAUGACGAUGAACAGUUCUUGACAAAGUCGAGAGAGGAAACUCCUCUUUUGAAGGCAUCUGAGGAAAUCGCGAUGUCUGAAGUCCAACAGUUGUCUUCUGGACUCCCCCAAAGAAAUGAAUCUGAACGGCAACUAGAUAGACAUCAUCAAACAGGAUACAAGCAAGAGGACCGGGACAGAAAAAGAAUGCGUGACGGAAGUGAACGUCAAUCGAGACCUCGGUCACGUUUAACAGAAUACAGAAGGCCAAGAUCAUCUCAUGAACUAUUCGAUGUAGGAUGGUCCGAUCACAAAAAAGGCCCAAAAGACAACUACUUUCUUCCUCGAACACAAUCCAUGAUUUCUGCGCGUCCAACCAAGAAUGAUGACAGUACAAUUGGGAGACGUCACACAAUACACUUGGAAUUCCAUCCCAGGUCUGGUGAUGUCACGCCAGUGGACAGUGAAAAAGAAAGUGGAAAUAAAAAGAAUCGGCCCUCAAUACAGCAGGAAUACAGCCCCAAAGAACAGAGAGAAUUUUCAGCAAGAAGAAACAUCAAGAAACAAGAUGCGAUCAGAGCUCAGCAGAACUAUGCAGAUCAUGCUCAAGAUACAAAAAGGCGGCAAAGCAAAGAUAAAAAGUCACACAUUAAACCAGAAGUAGGAAAGAAUGGUCUUACGAUACCACCGAGGUAUGAUAGCGUUACUGAUGAAUACAGGAGUACCUUGAGGGAAGAUAGAAUGAGAGCAUCCUUUACUAUACCACCAAGGUACGACAGCCUUCCUGAUCGUUACAGAGAUGCAGGACAUGAACCACGCCCUCUAACCACACACUCAAGAGACCAAAACAAGAGAUUCACAUCAAGAAAAACCACGCUAGAUGAACACCGAAAACUGCAGUCCAGAAAAUCCACAGAAUCUACAAGCUCUAGAGCCACAAUGGAAAGUGUUCACAAAGAGAUUGAAUCGAGUUCAAUAUACAAGAAAACAGAUGAUGGCAGGCUUGUGUUAAGAGACACGAGUCAAGAACCUAGUCAAUAUAAAGGGACAAGGGCCCCAGAAAAGAUGCCGAUUAAGGGACCUGUUGAAGACACAGCAACACAAAGAACAAGGACCCCAGAAAAGAUACCGAUAAAGGGACCUAGUAAAGAUACAGAAACACAAAGAGCAAGGACCCCAGAUACGAUACCGAGAGAGGGACCUGCUGAAGAUACGGUAACACAAAGGGCAAGGGUCCCUCCAAAACGCACGAAAUCAAUUGAACGAGUUUUCUAUGUGAAGUCAGUUCCACGAUCUGAGCCAAUGUUAAACACUGAAACACCUCUUGAAGUCUCGUCAGACGAAAUCGUUGACUGGAAUCUGCUUAAAUUGACUGGACAAAAUAUUGAUGUAAGUGAAGAUGAGAGAUCACAAGACACACCGUAUUCUGCUGGAGAUGAGAGCAACCAGCUGAUACAACCGAAUGCAGCUUUGCCUUCAAAAGGUUUAAGUGACAAAAACAUCGAUUGGCAUCUCUUCAGCUUGAAUGGACAAGUGGAAGAUCAUAAGUCAGCAGUAUUGAAUAAUCCUUCACAAGAGAAUGGGCCGACAGAACCGAGCCACGAAGUUAAACAAGCUAUAGUAACAAACCACAAGAAUAUCGAUUGGCAUCUAUUCACCAUAGCCGGCGAGAAGAUCGACGAAAAGAAAACCCCUACACAAGAUAACAUGUCCACAACAAGCACUAAAGACUCCAUUAAACAGAGCUUAGAAACACAGAUCAAAUAUGGUGAAGAGCUUCAUACAUCAAGAAGACCGAAAGUAAAACCAAUGAUAUUACAUUUUGAAUGACUCUGAUUCUGUUGGCAACAACUAAAUAAUCAAUGUAACAAGUUACGACAAUUAGGUAAAACUAAAGAGUGUUGUAAAAUACGAAUAACUUUGUUCAUUAAUGUACAACAUUUUAGCGAGUCUUUGAUUAUAAAAAUGAAAACUGCGCAUCAACGGAGAUGUUAACUAACUAGGUAACUAAUUUUUGGCUUCAUGAUAGUGUUGUCCAUAAUAAAAACAAUCAUCUCGUACAUUCUAUUAGAGUAUCCUAUGAUAGAUGUGUUGAUCAUGAUAGAUGUGUUGAUCAUCACAGUGAAUGAGCGAUCUAAGCCAACGCUGUAAAGAAAGACUUGACAAAAUGAGUAUCCUAUACAGAUAUCCAUGUAUUCAUAACGAUAGCCUCACGUCAGUUGAACACUGAGAUAUGCAUGAAUCGAAUCCUUGUUUAUGCUGUAACUUAAGAAAUAAACUUAUUUUCGUUAAUGUAAA
Molecule: messenger RNA, 3920 nt
Organism: Actinia tenebrosa (Australian red waratah sea anemone)
Lineage: Eukaryota; Metazoa; Cnidaria; Anthozoa; Actiniaria; Actiniidae
Source: RefSeq, a predicted model, not a curated record